Molecule: messenger RNA, 2234 nt
Organism: Xiphias gladius (swordfish)
Lineage: Eukaryota; Metazoa; Chordata; Actinopteri; Istiophoriformes; Xiphiidae
Gene: spp1
Product: secreted phosphoprotein 1
Exons: 8
Coding region: 298-1380 (360 amino acids)
Biological process (GO): cell adhesion; ossification
Source: RefSeq, a predicted model, not a curated record
CUCAUAUACCGUGCACCAACCACAGGAAGAGUGGGAGAGGGAGAGGAGAGGUGGACCACGGAGCGGUUAACCUCAUGACAUCACAAGCUCUGAGCUGAUUGGCUGCUGCCAGAGGCUAGAGGGUUUAUAAACCUUGCCUUGGUCUCAGCAGCACCAUCACCGAGCAGCAAACAACAUCCAGGGAAAACCAGGAGAUAAACUCAAGAGUCUGUCUGUUUCUGCUUGACGUCCCUGCAGCCGCUCGAAGAACUCCCAAAGCUUCCUCCAACUGCAAACAAGACACCAAACUGUGACACAAUGAAAGUGGCUGUUGUAUUCAUUCUGCUCUUCGCCACAGUUCUCUGCCGACCGGCGAGAAAAGUUUCUGACAGCAGUUCAGAGAGCUCUGAAGAAGUGGUGAAACAAUCAGAAGUUCCAGCCAUCAAGACACAGGAGGGAGAAGCAUCCGUACAGGCGGCAGCAGAGGUCACAUCUGACAGCGCAGACCCAGCCUCAACCUCAACCCCAGAUACAGUCACUGUCACCAGUGACAGCGAGGACAGUGACGACAGCGAUGACGAUGAGGAUGAAUCAGAGGAAAGUGAAAGUGAAGAGGAGGAUGAGGACGAUGAAUCCAGCGACAACUCGGAGUCGGGCGAGGCCUCCACCCCGGCUCCAACGACUGUCAGCCCCGUGGUCGUCACAGAGGAGUCCGUCAGUGAAACCACUGCAGGUCCCAUCGUGCCCACCAUUGUCACCGACGAGGAAACAGCCCGAGGCGACAACUUGGGAGGCUACCCCAGUGACUACAAAUCCAUCGUCUACGUGGAGGACAAAUCCUACCAUAAGAUUCCUGCUCCCUACAAGUCCUAUGAGUUUAUCAUCACAGGAAAGAAAAUGGCCGUCGACAUGAUUGAUGGCAACGAGGUGGAGAAGUCACCAAAGGUGUACAAGGUACAGGCUCUUCAGGUCCACUCUGACAUUCUGGAGGAGGACACCAGCACACCUGAGAUGGAGAACCAGGGCCUGGAUGCCUCCUCCGGCACCUCUCAUGACCAGGACCUCAGCCCCCGCCAGGCCUCCCUUCCAGAGGAGCAGGAGAGCGCUAGCACCGGCGAAGUGAGCACCAGCGACACCACGAGCAGCGACAGUGAAAGCUCCAGUGCCCCACAGGAAGAGGAGGAGGAGGACCAGAGCGCCAGCACCACAAGCGCCAGCGCCAGCGCCAGCACCAGCCAGGAGUCCGAGGACGAGGAGAGUCAGAGCAGUGAGGAGGCCACGGCUACACCCGGAGCCUCCGACAGUGACUCAGAUGAGAGUGACAGCAGUGAGAGUGAUUCAGAUGAGGGGGCGGGACCUGACACCACCACUGACAUCCCAGUGGUCAUCACUGCCAAAUAAGCACCACACAUCAAGGAAAAGGUGUGGAUGGUGGUGUCACAUUCACAUAAAGAGUGCAUGCUGCAUCCAGGUGCAAAAAGCCCCCUCUCGAGCCACUUCCCACUGCAAGGCCAAACAGGGACAGCCAAGGCUUAAUUAUCAUUACUUUAUAUUAUGUUCAGCCAAUAUUUCUGUGAUUAUUAGUGCAUCAUUUGUGAAGAAAUGCUUUUUCUGAUCAGUUAUAUUUAAAUAAACCACUAACUCUUUACAUCCUGUGGUCUAGUUGUCAUGGUAAACCCCAUGUUUGAACCCGCAGGGGAAAAGUGGUUGAUGUAAUUUCAAGGAUGUUGAAACUGACGACUGGUACCUACAACAGGAGGUUGACUGACCUCAUGACCCUGUCCCAUCCCCUUCUCCCCACUUUUACUACAGGGAAAAAAGGUCAAAACCAGAAAAGAACAAAAGGACAAAGUUGAGAACAUAUAUCUACACUAGCACAACAAUGCAAUUAGUCAAUAAUAAAUAACUGCAAUAUGCAAACCUACAUUGUUUUUUGCUUAUGAAAUAAGAGAGAAAGUACACAGUUUAUUUAAAUAUUUGUAAUCAUUUCAAGCAUUAAAAAAUUAAAAUUGACAUUAAGUCCUACAUGUGCUGCCUGUGUGCCUUAGCUUUGUUGCUCGCUAGUAUAAAAUCUGCUGUUGUAGCUAAAAGGAUGUAAACAAAGAGAAACUCUCCAUCCUGUACAGAGUUUAGUCAGGUAUAGAUGUAGUACACACAUACAUACAACACAGUCCAGUUCAUUUGCACAAUUCCUACCUACACUACAUGUUGUUUGUCUCAUGUUUUUUACUGUAAUGUAUCAUAUUGUACCAUUC